Messenger RNA from Calidris pugnax (ruff), 1060 nucleotides. RefSeq names its product chromosome unknown open reading frame, human C1orf109 (gene AIRIM). The record is from RefSeq and is a predicted model, not a curated record. Gene Ontology annotation, cellular component: cytoplasm; nucleus. The coding region runs from base 4 to 630 and encodes 208 amino acids. Lineage: Eukaryota; Metazoa; Chordata; Aves; Charadriiformes; Scolopacidae. The transcript is spliced from 4 exons.
GCUAUGGCGGCCGCGGCGCUAGCGGCAGCAUUGCGGGAGUGGGCGACGGCGGUGGCGCGGCGGGACGCGGCGUGGCGGGCGGCGCUGGCCGCCUGGGCGCCGCUGCUGGGCUCGUUGGCCGGGCUGGCCGCACAGAUGCGGGCAGGGCAGCGGCUAGCGUGGGGCGGGUCACCGCUGGGCGCCUUCGGCGAGCUGCGGGCGCGGCUGUGGCGAAAGCAGCGCGGCGCGGCCGAGGCGCUGCUGGAGCAGCUCGGCAGCCGGCGGGUGGACCUGCGGGCAGUGCGGGACGCCGUGGGGGCCGGCGUGGCCGUCGUCCUGCGGCUGUACGAGGAACGGGCGGCGGAGCUGGGCCUGGCGGCGGCUCUGCGGCGUGGGCCACGCGCCCCUUCGCUGGCAGACGCACUGGAGGGGCUGCAGGACGUAGAGCGCUAUUACCGGCACCUGUACCUGGAGAGCAAGCUUCUCCUCCUCCGCAUCAGCUGUGACAGCCUGGCAGACAUGGAAGUACUCCCACAGUCUUGGGAGAGGAUUUUGGAGCGCUACAAAGCAGACGUUGUUCAAGAUACACUUCUCAUGAUCUCUCUGUUUGUGGACAACCACCGAGAGCUGUGCUGCUCACCAGGCUCCUGACACACAACAGCAGGGACUGAUGUUGACCAGCUUCUACAAGUCUGGGAUGUUCUGAGGUGAUCACGAUGAGGAGGAUGGAUUGAGGAAGCCUAACUGCUGCCUUUUGGAAGCUGAAUGAGUUGAGUACUUGGCCUCAGUAGGAAAUGCUUGGACUGUUGCAUUUUCAAGUGGAAAGGGGCCUGGUGUCUGAAGCAGAGGCUGAGCUGAACAAGGGGUGAAGAUAGAAGGGUGUCAUCUUCAGCUAUGGAAGUCAUCCUCUUUGGCCUGCCAUGGAUAUUAUUGUAUACUGAAAAAAAUGCUGAGACUUACUAACUUGAGGUGUGCUGCAAAUAAGUGAGCAUAACAUAAGGUCCAGCAGAGUGACACCAAGCAAGAAAGAUGUAUCGGUAGCAUCCGUACAAAUAAAUAAAAGAUGUCAAAGCAGAUCUGA